AUGCCUGAACAGGGCAUACUCGCAUCCGUACGAAAAUAUACAUUGAAGUUUGUUCGAUUUGUGGCUUAUCGAAAGCCACGCCCCGCGCCUGGAAGAGCAACAAGGUUCAUCAAUGGAUGGUUAAAUAUCGCAGUCCGGCCGAAAACAUUCCUUCAAUUUGUAGGCCUCCCAGACCUUUGGAGCCUAAAACAGCAGCGUCUACCCAGCCCUCCGUCCAACGUCGCUCACUUCCAACCAGAGCCCUAUGACCAGCGUCAACUCCAUCUCCAGAAUACAAGGAGCACGACGAAGCGCACAAUGCCGGGCUUGGAAUGCACAUGCGGCCGCCCCUUCCGCAGCGAAGCAGACUUGAAACAGCAUAGACGGGCUAAAUCUCGUUUUAUUUGCCGCCGCUGCAACAAAUGUCUGGCCUCGGCCGAAGCCCUCCAGGAACACAAGGCUUUCCACGCGACAUGUUGGGAAAAUCCACUCAAAGACAUGCGAUGGCGUUGCAACGACUGUGGAGCGGUAUUUGAAAGCCGAGCGGCUUCGAACCAACACGUUCAAAUAACGGGACACGCUACCGAGUUUCGCUGCUGUGACUGUAACAAGGGCUUCAAGAGCGAGAAAGCUCUCAUCGACCACCUAGGAGCCAAGGACCAUGGGACGCCCGUCGCAAGGCCACAGAGAAGCAAAGAACCCAAAGAAUACAGAGAAUGCAAAGAAUGCAAUCGUACUUUUAAGAAGGUCAAAUCUUUACAGCAGCAUCUGGAUUCCGUCAUUCAUCGUCCAAUUAGCAACUUGACUUGCAUGGCGGGCAAGAUUAGUGGCGUGGAGUGCAAUGCCCAUUUCCGGAACCCUUCAGCUCUCAUUGCCCACAUGGAGAGCGGCACUUGUCGGUCGGGCAUGGACCGACAGAAACUCAACAGGCUGGUGCUCAUGCAGGACACCGAGAAUCUCAUCACCAGUUCCGACGGCAGCUUCGAGUCCUUGGGCUGGGCUAGCCUGGAUAACGAGCCCGAACUAAGCUGCUCCGGGGUUAUGACGCCAAGCACAGAUUCAGGCGAGGGUGUCAUGCUGACGCCUAGUAGCAGUCAGAUGGAUUUGAUGGGCCUCGUUGCAAGAGAUCUUGCCGGACUCGAUUUAUCUGAUACGGAUAGCAACUGUCCAGAGUUGCCUGCCAACGGCAUUUAUCUUUGCCCCCUCUGCCCUCGCAGCAAAAGGCGCUUCCAUGGAAGAACAGCUCUCGAGCAACAUAUGCAAUCGCCUGCUCACAAGCCCAAGAUUUUUCACUGUCCUUCAAUCCUGUUCCAAGGAAACUCUGAGAAAUCCAGGCCGAGUAUGAAGGAAUUUUCAACAAUCAGCGGGCUUGUUGCUCACAUCGAGAGCGGUGCGUGCCGUGGCGGCAAUGCUGGAUUGCGUACAGUGAUGCAGUACAUGGAAGAGAGGCUGGAGGACAUGGGAAUAUCGUUCAAGCUGCUGAGCGUAUAA
Molecule: messenger RNA, 1470 nt
Organism: Trichoderma aggressivum f. europaeum
Lineage: Eukaryota; Fungi; Ascomycota; Sordariomycetes; Hypocreales; Hypocreaceae
Product: transcriptional regulator family: C2H2 zinc finger
Exons: 1
Coding region: 1-1470 (489 amino acids)
Source: RefSeq, a predicted model, not a curated record